AUGCCCUCACAUCCAGCUGGUAGCGUAGUAUCCCCCCAAUACCCCCAAACCCACGGCAAAACUGGGAGCCCUCCUGAGACUUGUUGGUCACAAACUCGAGAGUGCACCCAAACUUCCUGUACUCAUUCGCAAACCACUCGAGCAGCAGCAUAUCCUCCUGCACCUCCAGCUCAGCAUUCGUUGCAGCAUCCCGGAAAUUAUUCUGGUCGGCCGCUUGCUCCUUGGUCAGUUGUGGGGUUCUUGAGUAUUUUCGACUGCCCCCAUCUCCAGAACCUUCAUUGUGUCAUCCACCCCGAAAACAUAUUUGCCUGUGUCCUGACUAAUCUCCUCAAAGUACUUCCCGAUCAGGCGCUUCUCCUGUAUGAACUUGACGUUCGAAAGGAUCUCAGCCGAGAGCUCAAUCGCCUGAUUGAACCCAUUCUCCCCACCGUACGAAACGUCCACCACAUUCAGAAUCUUGGCCUGCAGUCGAGGGUCAAACAUGUCCGACUGGCUCAGCUCAGUCUUGAAGUCGGCCGAGCCAGCAAGGAUGAGCCCCGCCACAUUGGGCUGGCUCGUCUGGGCAUUGAUGUAGAAUUGAGUCGCCAGCUCAGCAGUCUUCCUCACGUAGUUGUGGCGCUUCUCCAUUCUCAACCGGGCAAAACGCAAGGCCGACUGGCCCCCACGCCCGUGCUUCUUAGGCAGGUCGACGGUGAACUUGUGCAAGAUUUCACGCGUGUUGCCACUCAAGGUACCAAAGAGGGUGCCAUUGCCAUCCAUGAUAAUGAAACCGAACUUGUCGUCCGAUUCCAACAGCUCGUUCAGGGCUUCGGUGUGGAACUUGUUGUCACAAAGGUAGAGGGACGAGUUUAUGGCGCGAAAGGGCUCGAAAUCGAAGGUGACUUUUUUUUCCUUCCCUUCUUCAGUGACAAUAGUGCCCGUGUAGAGGACAAGGCCGUUGGGAGGGACUUUGCUGUAGAGCUUGAGGCGCUGCUGGGCAGAGGUGAUUGCGCCGAGGACCGACUGGCGGUUGACUCGGCUCUUGAUGCGGUUCCGUAUUCGUCACCGAGCAUCUUUGCCACACGAGCAAUCUGGUCGCGAGGGGGCAUUAUGAGGGAGAUCAUGCUUGUCCCGUUUCCAUGGGCAGCCUCGAGUGCCUUGAUCAGCUUCUUGAUCUUCCAUAUCUCGAUGUUCUUGUCGGUUUCUUGCCCGUCUGCCAUUUUUUAG
Striga asiatica is the source of this 1206-nucleotide messenger RNA. NCBI's taxonomy places the organism in Eukaryota, Viridiplantae, Streptophyta, Magnoliopsida, Lamiales, Orobanchaceae. The record is from the annotation of a GenBank genome assembly.